CGAGUGCGGCGGGCGUAGCUGUGCUCGGGUCCUAGCGCCGGGCCGGGCGACGCCGAGAAACCACCGAAUAGAAGGCCGGAAGCAUCGGAAGUCACAUGCUGCCCGAGUUGCGCGGGUGAUUGGCUUGGCUGGACCUGAAUGAUGCGGCUGUGAUUGCAGAAUUGUCUGGGCAGGUUUAGAGUCUCUGGUGAGCUCCCCUGACUGUGCGUCCCUCCGGAAACGAAGAGGAGGGGGAGGCCUGUCCUCUCUGGGAUCCAGUGGUCACAUCCCCCUCAGGAGCCCCGAAUGCCUACCUCCAGUGUCGUCACCAUGGAGUUCUGAAGUCCAUGUGGCUCUUCACAGUGAAUCAGGUGUUAAGGAAGAUGCAGAGACGCCACAGCAGCAACACGGAUAACAUUCCACCCGAAAGAAACCGCAGCCAGGCGCUCAGCUCCGAGGCGAGUGUGGAUGAAGGUGGCGUCUUUGAGAGUCUGAAGGCAGAGGCGGCCUCCCCACCAGCGCUCUUCUCGGGCUUAUCAGGCAGCCUCCCCACCAGCUCGUUCCCCUCCAGCCUGGUGCUGGGCUCCUCGUCUGGCGGCGGGGACGUGUUCAUCCAGAUGCCCGCAUCCAGGGAGGAAGGAGGGGGCCGGGGCGAGGGGGGCGCCUAUCACCACCGCCAGCCCCACCACCACUUCCACCACGGCAGCCACCGCGGGACCUCCUUGCUGCAGCACGUGGGAGGGGACCACCGGGGGCAUUCGGAGGAGGGAGGCGACGAACAGCCCGGGACUCCUGCCCCCGCCCUGUCCGAGCUGAAGGCUGUGAUCUGCUGGCUCCAGAAAGGACUCCCCUUCAUCCUGAUCCUCCUGGCCAAACUGUGCUUCCAGCAUAAGCUCGGCAUCGCUGUGUGCAUCGGGAUGGCCAGCACCUUCGCCUAUGCCAACUCCACGCUCCGAGAACAGGUCUCUCUGAAGGAGAAGAGGUCGGUGCUGGUCAUCUUGUGGAUCUUGGCCUUUCUGGCGGGGAACACCCUCUAUGUGCUUUAUACAUUCAGCUCCCAGCAGCUAUACAACAGCCUCAUAUUCCUGAAGCCCAACCUGGAGACGCUGGACUUCUUUGACUUGCUGUGGAUCGUGGGGAUUGCAGACUUUGUUCUGAAGUACAUCACCAUCGCCCUCAAGUGCCUCAUCGUGGCCCUGCCCAAGAUCAUCCUGGCCGUCAAGUCCAAGGGAAAGUUCUAUCUGGUCAUCGAGGAGCUGAGCCAGCUGUUCCGAUCCCUUGUCCCCAUCCAGCUGUGGUACAAAUACAUCAUGGGAGAUGACUCCUCUAACAGCUACUUUCUGGGAGGAGUCCUGAUGGUUCUCUACAGCCUCUGCAAGUCCUUCGACAUCUGUGGACGCGUGGGCGGAGUUAGAAAAGCCCUGAAACUUCUCUGCACCUCACAGAACUAUGGAGUCCGAGCCACUGGACAGCAGUGCACAGAAGCCGGUGACAUCUGUGCCAUCUGUCAGGCCGAGUUCCGGGAGCCUCUGAUUCUCCUGUGCCAGCACGUGUUCUGUGAGGAGUGCCUCUGCCUGUGGCUGGACCGCGAGCGCACCUGCCCGCUCUGCCGCUCUGUCGCCGUGGACACCCUGCGCUGCUGGAAGGAUGGCGCCACGUCCGCACACUUUCAGGUGUACUAGGCAGAACACCGAGGACACCCGGAAGGACGCCGAGGCUCAGCAUGCCCGGACCCAGCCCUGCGCGGGCUUCCUGGAAAACACAUCCUGCCUCUUCCCUCCACCACCGCUGACCCCAAAGCCCCGCCCCUGUCUUGUCUUUCUGACCUUCACCUUCCUCUCUCAUGUGCCUCCUUCCCCUGCAAAAGGGGUCGUCUUCCUAACUCAAGACUCAUGCGUCAUCCUUCUCCGACCCGUCAAGUACCUGCCAAUACAUGAAGGUGCCACUUGUUGGUUAUUUCCUUCCUCCCUCCCUCCCUCCCUCCCUUCCUCCCUCUCUCCCUCCCUCCCGUCCUUCCUCCUUCCUCCCUUCCUUUCCUUUCUUCUUUCUUUAUCUUUCUUUAUUCCUUUUUCUUUCUUUUCUCUCUUCCUUCCUUCCUUUCUUUUUCUUUUUUCCUCACUCCCUUCUUCUAUCACUCUCUCCCUUCCUUCAUUCCUUUCCUUCCUGCCUUUCCUUUAUUCUUUUUCUUUCUUCCUUUUUCCUUUUUUUCUUUCUUCUUUCUUUCUUUCUUUUUCCCUCCCUCUCUUUCCUUCCUUCCUUCCUUCUCUCUCUCUUUCUGUUUCUUUCUUUCUUUCUCUUUCCAGGCUAGAAUGCAGUGGCACAAUCUCAAGUCACUGCAACCUCUGCCUCCUAGAUUCACGCAAUUCUCCUGCCUCAGCCUCCCAAGUAGCUGUUACAGGUGCCCACCACACCACUUGGCUAAUUUUUGUAUUUUUUAGUAGAGAGGGGGUUUCACUGUAUUGGCCAGGCUAGUCUCCAAUUCCUGACCUCAAAUGAUCGGCUCUCCUCAGCCUCCCAAAGUGCUGGAUUACAGGCAUGAGCUACCACACCCUGCCUCCUUUAUUUUCUUUCUUUCUUUCUUUCUUUUUUUUUUUCUUUUUUUUUUUUUUUUUGAGACAGGGUCUGGGUCUUUACCCAGGCUGGAGUGCAGUGGCACAAUCACAGCUCACUGCAACCUUGAACUCCUGGACCCAAGCAAUCCUCCCACUUCAGCCUCCCAAGUAGCUGGGACUACUGCUGCAUGCCACCAGACCUGGCCAUUUUUUUUUUUUUAAGUAAAGGUAAGAUCUUAUUAUGUUGUCCAGGGUUGUCACGAACUCCUGGGCUCAAGCAAUCGUCCUUCCCUGGCCUCCUGAAGUGUUGUGUGCUGGGAUUACAGGUGUGAGUCACUGUGCCCAGUCCACUGGUUGGUUAUUUUAACCUAGUACCUUGUACUUGAUGCUACAGGCUGGGGAGGAGCCUGGAGAUCGCUACCUCCCAGAUAGCCCAGGCUGCAGAUUAGCAUCCCUGGGAACCCUGGGAAGUAUUUCUUUCUUUUCUUUCUUGUUUUUUCUUUUUGUUAUUAUUGUGAGACAGUCUUGCUCAGUCGUCCAGGCUGUAGUGCAGUGGCACAAUCUCAGCUCACUGCAACCUCUGCCUCCCAGGUUGAAGUGAUUCUCCUGCCUCAGCGUCUCAAGUAGCUGGGACAACAGGUGCACGCCACUGUGCCUGGCUAAUUUUUUUUGUAUUUUUAGUAGAGAUGGGGUUUUGCCACAUUGGCCAGUCUGGCCUCAAACUCCUGACCUCAGGUGAUCCACCUGCCUCAGCCUCCCAAAGUGCUGGGAUUACAAGCAUGCUCCCAGCACGGCCCGAAGUAUUUUCACACUCCGGAUGUUGGGCUCCACCGUACACCUAUAAUAACUUAAUGUCCCAAACACUUGGCGCAUGGCAGGCGCCACAUCCAGCCCCCUGCUUGGAUUCUGUGCUGUCAUCUUCAGAACAGUCUUGUGAUGGGGGAGGUAUGUUGGGUCCCCCAUUUUACAGAUGAGGAAAUAGGGGCACACAGCUUAGUGUGGUGACUCUCCCAGCCAGCACGGGUGGGCCAAGUUUCCAACAGAGGCCUGGUACAGCUUCAGAACCCACAUUAAAGAAAUUUUUUUAUUACAGAUUCAGUCUCCUAGGCUCAAGUGAUCCUCCCACCUCAGCCUCCCAAGUAGCUGCAACUCUGGCACACUCCACUCUGCCCAGCAGAGCCCGCACUCUUAACUGCCUCACUGAUCUGCCCCUCAGAUAUUCCAGGCAUGGGGUCCAACAGACACGCUUUUCUAAAAGCACAGGAGAGACUGGGUGUGGUGGCUCAUGCCUAUAAUCCCAGCACUUUGGGAGGCUGAAGCAGGCGGAUCACCUGAGGUCAGGAGUUCAAGACCAGCCUUGCCAACAUGGUGAAACCCCCUCUCUACUAAAUAUAAAAACUAGCCAGGCGUGGUGGUGAGCGCCUGUAAUCCCAGCUACUCAGGAGGCUGAGGCAGGAAGAAGUGCUUGAAAUCGGGAGGCGAAAGUUGCAGUGAGCCAAGAUUGUGCCACUGCACUCCAGCCUGGGUGACAAAGUGAGACUCUCUCAUAAAUAAAUAAAUUCACAUGAGGUGACUUUAAUACUCAUCCAGGUUAAGAAUCAGUGGUCCAGGAACAUAGCAUGCUAGAUAUGAACUAUGUUGAAAACAUUGAAUGCUAGAUCCUGAAAUCUACUUGCGGCUAGGUCCACAGAAAAAUGUAGCCCUUAAAAUUCCCAUUUCUGACAGGCAUGGGGCCUCAUGCCUGUAAUCACAGAACUUUGGGAGGCUGAGGUGAGUGGAUCACUUGAGGUCGGGAGUUUAAGACCAGCCUGGCCAACAUGGUGAAACCCUGUCUCUACUAAAAAUACAAAAAUUGGCUGGGUGUGGUAGUAGGCACCUGUAAUCCCAGCUACUCUGGAGGCUGAGGCGGAAGAAUUGCUUGAACCCAGAAGGUGGAGGUUGCAGUGAGCUAAGAUCACACCACUGCACUCCAGCCUGGGUGACAGAGUGAGUGAGACUCUGUCUAAAAAAAAAGAUCAGCUUUGGCCCAGAUGUGGGUUCCACUUGGCGUCCCGUCUUUAUAUCUUUCCUCCUCUUUCUAUUCUGUCGUCAUCCUCACUUAAGUCUCAGGCCUGUCAGCGGCUCCUGGGGACAUUGCCAUCCCCUCUGGUAGCCUUCAGAGCAAACGGGACAACCCAUGUUAUGGAUGUUUCCACCAACCAGGGUGGUGGCUCAGAGCAUCGUCUCCAUCUGUGUGCUUCUGUGAUCUCUGACAGAGCCACUUUUCCACCUCUGAAACUCUCCCUGCUCUGAAAUCUGGGAUGAGAUAGCACAGGUGACCACACAGAAGCCACUGGAAUCUUGCCUGCGCUAUUCUCUCCCAACUCUGUUCUCUUAUUGUCAACCUCAGCACAACAGGCUGGCACCAAUGGCAUUACAGAGAAAGCAAUCUGUGUGGCUAGUGGGCAGAUAAGCAUGCAAGCCCCAGGAGAAAUGGAGGAGCUGUGCAGCCACCUCGCUGUCAGACAGUAUUAACAUGUCCCCUGCGCCCGCCCCCCCCCCCCAAUAGAUUCAGGACAUUCACUCCUGUGUCACAAGGCCAGGACUUUUCCCUUGGCAUGGCAUCCCUGGCUCUCUCCUGGUACCCAGCAAGACGUCUCUUCCAGGGCAGUGUAGCAUCUUUCAAGCUCUGUUACUAUGGCGAUGGCCAUGCUGUUACAAUCCCACUUGCCUGAAUAAUCAAGUGGGAAGGGGAAGCGAUGGGAAACAGGGCCAGGUGGAUGCGGCUGCUCUCUUCUCCCUGCCCUGAGGAAGAACCGAAGGGAAGCAACAGGCACUUCUGCAACUGGCUUUUAUCGAAAAGAUCAUCCUGCCUGCAGAUGCUAUCAAAGAGGCACAAGAAAUUGGAGCUGGAGAAGGCUGAUUAAAGUGCAGGUGUGUAAGGAAAUAGAUAGAACAGUCUGCUGGGAGUCAGACCUGGAAUUCUGAUUCCAAACUCUGCAUGACUUUGAAAAGCCACUUGGCCUCCCUGUAGCCAUCUCCAGCCUGAUGGAACCUAGUGUAUUACCUGCUGGAACCAAGGAAACUAUCAAUGUAGGUUACUAGUGAAUACCCCAGUGGUUUCUCCAAUUAUGUCCAUGCCACCAAAACAAUAAAAUUCUCUAACACUGCAAA
Molecule: messenger RNA, 5684 nt
Organism: Callithrix jacchus (white-tufted-ear marmoset)
Lineage: Eukaryota; Metazoa; Chordata; Mammalia; Primates; Cebidae
Gene: RNFT2
Product: ring finger protein, transmembrane 2
Biological process (GO): positive regulation of ERAD pathway
Molecular function (GO): ubiquitin protein ligase activity
Source: RefSeq, a predicted model, not a curated record